AUGGGUGGUGGUGCAAGCAAGAAAAGACAACAAGAAGAACAAAAACAAAAAGAGGAACAAAGACGAAAAGAAGAACAAAAGCGAAUAGAGUCUGAACAACAACCAGAAGAUUCUGACCAAGAACAAGAAGAUUCUGACCAAGAACAAGAAGAUUCUGAACAAGAACAAAUAGGUUCUGAAUCAAAACGACAAGGUUCUAAACAGGAACGAAUAGGUUCUAAACCAAAACGACAAGGUUCUAAACAAAAACGAAAAGAUUCUGAACAAAAAUCAAAAACUCCGUCAGUUGAUGAAUUUGCAGACUAUGAACAUCAUACAGAUGAAGAUCAACAUGAACAACGAAACGAUAUUAGUGAUGAAGACGAUGAUAAUCCAACAUCAUCACCUGUUGACAAUCAGCAUAAUGAUUCGUUAAAACGAAGUCUACCUACGUCUCCAGUUUCUUCAAAGGGAAGCAAGGGGCACAAAACGGGUACUAAUACACCUAAAUCAGAUAGACAUGCAGAUGAAAAGAAUGUUGAUAACCUACACGAGCAACACAGUGGUACCUGUAUACACUGUCCACAUUGUAAACAAAUGACAGAGAAAAAAAAAGAGCCAAGUCCAGGAUUUUAUGUAAAGCGUCCAGUUCAUGGUGAUAUUAUAAUUAAAAUGGAUGAUUACGAUGAUGAAGCUGUUAGAGAGAAAAUUAUUUCAGAAAAGCGUCAUUAUCCAGGUUCUUAUGAUUAUCGACCUUAUCUUACAAUCGAAGAGACCGAUGAAAAGGAUAAUCGAAAAAAAAUUGAUUAUUAUACACAACAGUUUGUUACUCGAAAAGCAUCGGUUAUUUUACUUUCGCAUACUCCAUAUCCAGACUAUAAUGAUCUGCGACGUCGCGAACAACGUUUAAACAAACCGUAUGAACGAUCAUUGUUUGGUGACUAA
This is a messenger RNA of Rotaria sp. Silwood1, 924 nucleotides long. The record is from the annotation of a GenBank genome assembly. Lineage: Eukaryota; Metazoa; Rotifera; Eurotatoria; Philodinida; Philodinidae.